UACCGCCACCAAGCGGUAACAAAUGUCUAUUCAGCUAAAUCAUCAUGGCAGACGAAGCACAAAAAGCGGGAUUAAUUGCCGAUUUCGCUGGUGUAACUGGGGUAGAUGCCGACAGAGCAAAGUUUUAUCUCGAAUCAUCUGGAUGGCAACUUCAGAUCGCUUUGGGCAGUUUCUACGACAACGAUGGUGGGAACGACGGCGCCGAUGAUGACGUUUUGUUCCAUGAGGCCUCGGAUGAGUUCCGCCCCUCGAACCUUCGUCAACCCGAGGUGGUGGACCUCUCCGCAGAUGAGCCGGAGACAGAAGGGGCGCCACUGGCUGUGCGGGGUACCGGGAGGAACCGCCCGCCCGCACCGUCCUCCCGCUUCCACACUGUCAGUGAUUUUGCCAGGGACACGGGGGCGGACAGUGACAGCGAUGAGGAGGGGCAGGCGUUCUAUGCAGGGGGUGCUGACCACGGCAGCGGACAGCAGGUGGUUGGUCCGCGGAAAAAGAAGAGCAACACAGACAGCAUGAUCAACGAUCUCUUCAAGAGCGCCCGCGAGCAUGGAGCGCAGGAGGUCGGCGCCGGGUCGUCCAGCACAUCAGAGGGUACCCCAAGCAGUUUCAUCUUCAAAGGGGCUGGUUACCGCCUGGGGGAUUCGGAGUCAGGACCCGCAAGACCGGAGCCGGGCACGGUGGGGACGCUCCCCGGGAAGGAACCAAGAGGGAGGAACAUUAUUCUCAAGCUGUGGAGGAACGGGUUCAGCGUGGACGACGGGGAGCUGAGAGGCUUCAAAGACCCACAGAAUGCCGACUUCCUCAACGCCAUCUCAAAGGGGCAAAUUCCAAUGGAGCUGAUCCGGGAGGCCAAGGGAGGCGAGGUGAAUCUUGACCUGGAGGACCAUCGGGACGAGGAGUACACUAGGCCAAAGGUCAAGGUCAAGCCCUUCAGUGGUCAAGGCAGCAUGCUGGGCAGCCCCGUUCCUACAGUCGUUUCUACGCCCGCCUCAGCUUCAGCUGCAAAACAGGACGAGGCUUCGGCCAAUCAGUCAGUCAGCCUGGACGAGUCGCAGCCGGUCACCAGUAUUCAAAUCCGGCUUGCGGACGGCACAAGGUUAGUCAGAAAGUUCAACCACUCCCACACAGUCGCCGACGUCAGGAGAUACAUCACAACAGCUCGGCCGGUCUACGCCGGUCAGCUUUUUGCUCUGAUGACCACCUUCCCCAACAAAGAGCUGACUGAAGACUCACAGACGCUCGCCGACGGCAAGCUACUCAACGCCGUCAUCGUGCAGCGGCUCAAAUAAAACUUGUCGACUGUAAAUAAGAGAGCAAUGUGUCCCCGUCGUGAGGCUGCCCAGCAUACGAUUCUGCUUACCACAGAAAUACAUUUAGCAGGAACUAGCCAUCAGCUACGCAGAAUGCUUAGCGGGUAUUUCUGAACCAAAGCACAUCUUGGGUGGCGUGAGAUAAAACACUUGGGGAUUUAUUUACUGAAUAAAGAGCAGCUGGGAACCAGGGAUGUUGUCAAAUUAUUUGCACAGCAUUUUAGCUGGUGGCCUGUUUUUGCCUUUUGUUAAGCCCAAAAAAUUGCUGUGAUAGGCUGACACUUUUAGAUGCUUAGCAGCUUCACGCCUCUGGACCUUUCCUUUUUGAGUGGUUUGUUGCGAAGCACAAACAUCCAGUAUAUUUGUGUGCUGAGCAAGGCCAUGAUACUGGGCCCAGGCUGUGCGUAAAGUGGUCAUUUUUGGCUGCGGCUAUGGCUAUGUCAUUAGAACGCUUCAGUGGAUAUCCAUAGUCACAGACCAUAAAGCUCUGAAACCAUCCACAAGAUUUAUAUGUACAUACAGUCAUGUGAUGUGCGCAGAGAUGGGUGGGCGGAGCAUAGGGAUGGGGUUAUGGAUGGAUGGGCGGAGCAUGUAUUUGAUUGUCAGUAACUCAAGUUUAAUAUUGACAAGAAUCAGCAUCACUUUGAGUCCACCGUGAGUAAGUUACCACCUAUUAAACAUCUCAUGUUUGAGUUAUCCGGAGCCGUCUUAGUUAUUUCAAGUUAUCCGAGAUGUAACCCUCGCCAACGUUGCGUUUGAAAGCACGAAUGGUGAUGUAUUGCUUUUUAAAACCGUGAUGUUUCUUAAUCUUUCAACAAAUAAACAUAAUUUGUUACCAAAGGACAGAAAAUUUGGCCUCUCCAGUUUAAAAAGAGUAGAUUUUGUACCUUCAUGUACCAGACUUAUUUGAAAAUCUCUUCUCCUGUAACUUUCAUUUCUCAGUUGGGACACCAAAGUGUUUCAGAUAUCAAAUUUGUUGAAUUAAAACAGAAGUGAAUUAA
Molecule: messenger RNA, 2311 nt
Organism: Acanthaster planci (crown-of-thorns starfish)
Lineage: Eukaryota; Metazoa; Echinodermata; Asteroidea; Valvatida; Acanthasteridae
Product: NSFL1 cofactor p47-like
Biological process (GO): proteasome-mediated ubiquitin-dependent protein catabolic process; Golgi organization; membrane fusion
Cellular component (GO): cytosol; nucleus
Molecular function (GO): ubiquitin binding
Source: RefSeq, a predicted model, not a curated record